Molecule: messenger RNA, 3102 nt
Organism: Chanos chanos (milkfish)
Lineage: Eukaryota; Metazoa; Chordata; Actinopteri; Gonorynchiformes; Chanidae
Gene: tmprss15
Product: transmembrane serine protease 15
Exons: 24
Coding region: 1-3102 (1033 amino acids)
Biological process (GO): proteolysis
Cellular component (GO): membrane
Molecular function (GO): serine-type endopeptidase activity; protein binding
Source: RefSeq, a predicted model, not a curated record
AUGUUGAAAUGCGAUAGAUGCCAACGUUUUUCUCCCUUGGAAGUACUAUUGAGCACACUGGUCCUCAUCUUGGCACUAAUGUGUAUCAGUCUCAUCAUUGUCUCCUGGUUCACCUUGGAAGCUGUUGCUAAUGAAGACAUGCCAGACAGCACUGAUUCAGUUUUGAAUGGACAGUUGCUCAUUGUGAACGGAGCUGUUUUCACAGAUGACCUUCGCAACAGGAGUAGUGUGCAGUUCAAGGCUUUGGCCUUUGACACCGAGGGCCAGAUUACUAAGGCCUUUGAAGAGAGCUCUCUCAAACAACAGUUCAGAAAAUGUCACAUUCAAGAUUUCAGCAACGGCAGUAUUUUUGUGAACUUUGACCUCCAUUUCCAUCAAAUUGUGGAUCCAGAGAAGGUGCAGGCACAGCUGGUUGCUGGUUUACAGAGUAUUGGGAAUGGGGCCCAGGGGGGACUCGUAAUUGACCUCGACAGCAUUCAGGUGUCAGUUAUGUGUCCAGAUGGGCAGAAGGCUUGUGCUGAUGGGAAAACAUGCAUACCUCUGGCUGAUUUUUGUGAUGGAAUAUUCACCUGUGUGGAUGGCUCAGAUGAGAGUGAGAUCCUCUGUGCAACUCAGUGUGAUGGACAGUACCUUUUACUGGGUCCAGUGGGUUCCUUCCACUCUGAGAACUUCCCUCUGCCAUAUGAGAGUGACACCCAGUGCCGCUGGGCCAUUCGUGUUCAAACAGGACUUGCCAUAAGAAUUGAGUUCCAGUCUUUUCACACCGAAGAAGACACUGAUACCUUGAAACUAUAUGAAGGAACUGGACCUCAGAAAAUCUUAACAUAUGAACUGUCAGGCAUCUCCUCGGGAUUUAUUAGGCUUUUCACACAUGAAGCAACUGUAGAGUUCUCCUCUGACUUCAUCAACAACCUGCAGGGCUUCAAUGCAACUUACGAGGCAGAGAAUAUCAGUCACAUCUCUGAUGAGCAGAAAGUGAAUUGUUCUUUUGAGAAGGGGUGGUGUUUCUGGAGACAGGAGCUAGAGGAUGCUGGGGACUGGGUGCGCAGUCAUGGUUCCACAUUUCCACCCUUCACUGGCCCAAGUUUUGACCACACACUGGGCAAUCAGUCUGGAUUCUACAUCGUUACUCCUGGACGCCCUGGUAACAGGGAGAAAAUCUUCCGUGUCUAUAGUCUUCCAUUAGCUUCUCUCAAUGAGCCUGUGUGUCUGAGAUUCUGGUAUCAUAUGUUUGGAGAGGAUGUCCGACGUCUAAGGGUGUUGGCUGAACAGGGGUCAGUUGUCACUGUUAUAUUCCAGAAGGAAGGAAACUAUGGUGACCAGUGGAAUUACGGUCAAGUUAUGCUCACCAGCACUGCAGAGAUGACGGUGAUCUUUGAAGCGCAGAAGACGUUGGGUAUGUUGAAUGACAUAGCUCUGGAUGACAUUAGCUUAACCUGUGGUCCAUGUGGAGAGGCUCCUCCAGACCCAACUCUUGUUCCCCAGCCCACCACACCACCUCCAGUACCAUCUGACUGUGGAGGACCAUUCGACCUCUGGGAACCAAACUCAACAUUCAGCUCUCCAAAUUACCCACAUGGUUAUGGGGCCAAGUUGACAUGUUUAUGGACAUUGCAUGCCAACAAAGGACUAAAUAUCCAGUUGCAUUUCCAGGACUUUGAUCUGGAGGCAACCUACGACAUAGUGGAGGUGCGAGAUGGGACAGGACUGCACUCUGAACUUCUUGGUGUCUUCACUGGGGAGCAAGCCUUUCCUGACCUCUACUCCAAAACCAGUCUGAUGACAGUAAUGCUCUUCACAGACAGCUCUGGGGGUGGCAGAGGCUUCCAUGCCAAUUUCACCACAGGUGCAGGCCUUGGUGAGCAUGAGCCAUGUCCUGUUUGGCAGUACCAGUGUCUGUCUGGGGACUGUGUACACAGUGAAAGUAUCUGUGACAGGGUUAUGGAUUGCCCUGAUAGCUCUGAUGAAAGAGACUGUGUGCAUAUGGUGUCAGUGAACGGUUCUGAUCGUCUGAGACUCCAGGUCAAGAGCUCCCUGUACACAGCAUGUGCCGAGAACUGGAGCCCCAACUUAACCACAUUCCUCUGCAGAUACCUAGGCUACAAGGCUGGUAAUGCAUCUUCUGUGGCCAUUGCUGAGGAGGAUUACCCUGUUAGCAUCGUUGAGCUGACAGCUAAUGGGACACUGCUUGUGAAACCCAGUGAAAAAUGCCCCCGUGAAAAGGUUGUAUCUCUCCAUUGUGAUAACCAACCCUGUGGCAAACGUAAAGUUGCUCUGAAAAGGGGUCAAGACACAUAUGCAUAUGGACAGGCAGAGAAGCAAACAGCGGGAGAGAGAGGGGCAGAAAGGGGAGAGAGCCCAGAGAAGAAGACAACAGGUCGGGUGGUUGGAGGCAGCAACGCUGAGGAAGGGGCAUGGCCGUGGAUGGUGUCCCUCCAUUGGCGAGGCCGUCAUGUGUGUGGGGCUUCACUGAUUGACAGGGAAUGGCUAGUUACUGCAGCACAUUGUGUUUAUGGGAAGAAUGUACACCUGUCAAACUGGGCAGCUAUGUUGGGUCUCCACUCUCAGUUUGGAUCCGACUUCCCAAACAGACAAAUCCAUCAGGUGGAUAAGAUUAUCAUCAACAAACUCUACAACAGGAGGACUAAAGAUGCAGACAUUGCCCUCAUUCGCUUACACACACAAGCAAACCUCACAGACUACAUUCAGCCAAUCUGCCUGCCACAGCCCAGUCAGAUGUUUGAAGCUGGUAGAAGGUGUGUGAUUUCCGGCUGGGGAAGGGAGGCUGAGCAAGGCUCAGUAGCUGAUGUGCUACAAGAAGCGGUUGUUCCCCUGCUGAACAGGACUCAGUGUCAGGACUGGCUCCCUGACUACACCAUCACAAAGCAGAUGCUGUGUGCAGGGUACAUGGAAGGAGGAGUGGAUUCGUGCCAGGGGGACUCUGGGGGCCCUCUGAUGUGUGAGCAGGACGAUGGCUGGGUGCUGGCUGGCGUCACGUCUUUUGGCGUAGGCUGUGGCCGACCCCAGCGACCUGGUGUGUAUGCCCUGGUCAGUAAGUUCACUGACUGGGUGGUGGAGACGCGUCGCCUCUUUUGGAGCUAA